CUCAGUGGAAGUGUCAAUCACCUGCUCCUCCAGUGGGGUGAUGAGGGUGUCCUGCUCCUCUGAGGGGGAUCAGCUCCUCUACAGCUGGACUCUGAAUGGAGAUCCACAGAAGGAUGGAAACAGCAGCAUAGAUCUGGAUGAGAGAAGUGAUGGAGACAUCAGCUGCAGCGUGAAGAACCACGUCAGUCACGCACAGAACACCACGAGACUCAAACCCUGUCCUGGUCUGGAUCGGUUCUGCAGUUUUGAUCAGUCUGAUCCCUGUUACACAGCUCUGGGACACAAACUCAAUCUGAUGAUGCUGGACUCUAGUGAAUAUGAUCUGAAGAUACAAAAGAGAAUAAACAACCCACAAGAUGAUCCAGUUUGUAGAGUAAAGAAUGAUAAAAUGAAGAGGAGUGAAUGUGAUCUUUAUAGAAACAGACCUGAAGUAACAGUCAUUAAUGGGACUCUGAUAAUAAACCCUGUGAACAGAACAGAUUCAGGGAAUUAUAGAUUAAUUCUCUCCAGAACUCAGACGGCUCAGAAACAUCUAGAGAUCUUCAGUGGGGUGAUGAGGGUGUCCUGCUCCUCUGAGGGGGAUCAGCUCCUCUACAGCUGGACUCUGAAUGGAGAUCCACAGAAGGAUGGAAACAGCAGCAUUGAUCUGAAUGAGAAAAGUGAUGGAGACAUCAGCUGCAGCGUGAAGAACCACGUCAGUCACGCACAGAACACCACAAGACUCAAACCCUGUCCUGGGGAUCAGGUCCUCUACAGCUGGACUCUGAAUGGAGAUCCACUGAAGGAUGGAAACAGCAGCAUAGAUCUGGAUGAGAGAAGUGAUGGAGACAUCAGCUGCAGCGUGAAGAACCACGUCAGUCACGCACAGAACACCACGAGACUCAAACCCUGUUCUUCUUUGUCUCUGGUGUUUGUUCUGGUCUGGUGUCUUCAGAUGAUGGUUCUGUUGGGUCUUUUAGGAGCUUUUCACAUCUACAUGAGACACACGUCAGGAAAGAAACAAGAAGAUCAGGAAGAGGACGAGAAGAUUUAGAGAAGGACGUGAACACACAGCAGAAGAUUCAUCACAUCUAUGAGAAAUGAUUUCAUAAUCUCUCAGAUUCUCUCAUCAGUCCAGCUUUCACCCGUCAACCUCAGAUCUUUAAUAUAAAACCCAAAGAUGAGUUAAAACUAGGAGAUUCUGCGUGGAUUAAACCAGAUUUUCUACAGUUUAAUUAUGAAGAUUAUUUUCAGGGCGUUUUCAGGUCUUUUGUAAUAGUUUUAUCGCUUGUUUUACUUAUUUGUCUUCACACUUUGAAUGAACUAGCAGUACUUUUAUUAGAUUACAUGAAACUCCUUCUGAUCAUCACUGAUAAAAUAGUCCUUUUUCUGAAUCAGAUUGAUCACAUUGUGUUUAUUUUUAUAUGUGUGCUCUUGCUCUUUUACAUUAUUCUGUUGUUUGGCUUUAUUUCUUUAAUUUUCAGGGUCUGUUUAGAUGUUUUAUCGGUCUGAAGUUCUCCGUUUUAUGCCGUGUGUUGUUUUGCUGCCAGAGGCUCGAUUUGCUUUGAAUUUGCAGACGAGUUUUAACAUAUU
Molecule: messenger RNA, 1572 nt
Organism: Puntigrus tetrazona (Sumatra barb)
Lineage: Eukaryota; Metazoa; Chordata; Actinopteri; Cypriniformes; Cyprinidae
Exons: 6
Coding region: 41-1033 (330 amino acids)
Source: RefSeq, a predicted model, not a curated record